Messenger RNA from Prorocentrum cordatum, 773 nucleotides. The record is from the annotation of a GenBank genome assembly. Lineage: Eukaryota; Dinophyceae; Prorocentrales; Prorocentraceae.
GCGGUCUCAAGUGCGUCACCUGUGACUGCGGCAAGAACGACCUCAAGGCCAGGUUCUGCAAGCACUGCGGUGGCUCCCUCUCCAAGGUCCACGCGGCGGAGGGGCAGGCGAAACUCGCAAGGGGAACGGCAAGGGCGGCCUGGGCCACGGUCCCGCUGGCGUCGGCGGACCUGGCAAAGGGGCUGGCGGCAAGCAGCCCUUGGCAGUGGGCGCCCAGCCACAGCUAUCCUUGGAAGAGGCUCGCCAGCUCGCGUCUCUUUCGCGCAAGGCGGGCGACGCCGCCGGCGCAAAGCUACCAUCAGCUGGCUCAGCAGAUCUACUCGAGGGACAACCCCUCGGCGGUCCCCAUCCACCAGAGGACCCAGAAGAGCUACGCUGAGGUAUGCCGAUUGGAAAGGCAGAUUGCUGGUGAGCUUGACAAGCAGGAGAAGUGGCAGCGAGAUGUGGAGGCCCAGCGUGUGUACCUCGAGUCUCUCCAGGAGGCGCUGGGGAAGGCAGACGACGCCUACCAGCAGGGCGUCAAGGAGCUCCAGGCUUCCCGCAACGUUGAGAGCGGUGCGUCGCCAGCUUCGACGGCUCUCAAGCUCGCGGCUUUGGUGGACGGCUCCAUCAACAUCGGCGACCUCAUCUUGGUGGACGAGCUGGUGGCGGACGCUUCGCUCGAGACGUCCCUCGAGGAAGCCGACCUGGCGGAGAUCAACCAGCGACGCCAGCAGCUGGGGGCCUCCAUCAGGCAGGCCGCGUCGGAGCUCCUGGGGCCUCUGGUUGCACAG